Meloidogyne enterolobii is the source of this 393-nucleotide messenger RNA. The record is from the annotation of a GenBank genome assembly. NCBI's taxonomy places the organism in Eukaryota, Metazoa, Nematoda, Chromadorea, Rhabditida, Meloidogynidae.
CAAAAAAUGAAAUAUUUGAAUUUUAUUAAGGAGAAUAUAUUGCCCACGGAAGAAUGUGUUGAUUUAGAAACAAAAUGGCAUAUGGAAGAAAUGGCAAAAAGAAACGCGACAAAUUUCUUCCCAGCACUAUAUGGAAUGAAUCCUAGAGAAUUACGUAGACGUGUAGCAUCUAAAUUGACUGAUAAAAUAUGUGUCGUGAGCAAUAAAACUGUGGUGGAAAGUGGGGAUAGUGGUGGACCUCUUUUGGUAAUUUUAUUUGAAAAAACUUUUUGGUUAUUUGAUUACUUAAAAAUAUUAUUUUUUGAAGUUAUCUUCUGCCCCAGGCAAAUGGACACAAAUUGGAACACUGACCGGUGGCCCAUGUCACGGAAAGGAUGCACCAAUGCAUGGUAA